UCUUUUCUUCCUCUAUCCCCCCCGUCCCUCCCUUCCCACAACCACCACCACCCCACGCAAGCUCUCUCCCGACUUGGUUUCUGUCAUUCUCUUCCUCUUGCAGCCAACCCAACUCCACUCGAUUCCUCUGCGUGGACGAGAACAACAAACAAACAAACAAACAAGCAAACCAGGAACACGUUCUCUACUCUCCCACAACACCACUGAGUCUGUCUGUCUGUCUGGAACCGACUUGCUUUCGCUGGGGCCUGUCAACCCAACACUCUCGCUCGCUGCAACAGCGUCGAUUCCCGUCUCCGACGUCCCCAUUCUCCACGAAUCGAGUCAACCGUCGAUCAAAGAGGAGUCUGGACCGUUGUGAUUUGGUCCCCUAACUCUAAACCCUCUCUGCCUGGCCGCACCUAUUUCCGACGACAACGACAACGACAACGACAACAACGGCGACUACGACACGACGCAUCGCACCGCGCCAAAUCCACACCCAGCACCCGCGCCCUUUCGGUUCGUCGCUCGCCCUCGCGCGCACAACCCCAACGAUCCACACACUAUGGCCACCAUUUCACGGCAACCAUUCGCGCCUCUCGACGGUGCGAGACUGCAGAACCUGACGAGCAUCAAGAACAGACAGAAUGCUGUUUCGCCUGCUUCGGGUGGCAAGCGCAAAGCUUCGGACAUUGUAGACGCAGACGACUUCGAAAAUGUCGAUCCCAGCGUCUCUUCCAAGCGAUCCAAGGGCUCCGACAGCUUCUACCCCUCCAAGGACUCCCUCAAACCCUCCUCCUUCGUCUUAACCAGGGCUGCACCCCUCACCGAAAGUCCUGCCUCGUCAUCGUACGCUCGCCCGCCUCUGCCUCCUCUGUCUCGCCAUCGCAAUCUGCUCCAGCCCAAGUCGCCCGCCGCCAAGAUCAACACGGCUAUCGCCAAGUCAUCCCCGCUCUCGGCCCCCGCUGGUCGUUCGCCCACCCGUGGCAAGCGCUCCGGCAUCCUCUCGAACCGUCGUCGAACCGCCGGCCCCUACACCCGUGUUGACCCACCUUUGUUCAGCCUGUCGUCAUCCUCCUCCUCCGCAUCCGCCCCGUUCAGUCUCGAUGCUGCCCUCAAGGGCACCAUCCCGAGCUAUGCCGCCCGUUCGUCUGUUGCCCCGUCCUCCCGGAGUGCUGCCAAGGAUCUGCUGGAGCCUGAUCUGAAGGCGUCGUGGUUCUUUGAUAUCCACGAGGACACGCCCGAGCAGGAAAUGACCAACAUGCUCCAGCACGGCACUUGCGUCCUCGACAUCAGCUCUGACGAGGAGAGUGAGCGCAAGGCCAGUAGGGACCGAGCAGAGGGCCGCGACAAGGAGAACGUGCCACCUGCCGAUGACGUGAGCCAGACGUCGGCCCGUCGCUCCGCUCGCCGGACCGACGAAGACGAUAUGGUCUUUGAGAAGGAGAGGAUAGCACUGGGCGAGAUGGACGCCAGUGAGUUCUACGCCUUUGGCUGCGACGAGUCGUCGGUCAUCAUUAUCCCCGCCGACGAAGACGAGGAGCAGGAGACACUGGAACCCCAGGUCGCGUUGCCUGGACCAGCAGAUGACGUCGUUCCGGAGCCCAAGGCAGAAACCCUCGCGGUGCCACUCGAAGAAAAGGAUGUCGUCGACGAGCUCAUGGGCAAAUCGGCCGAAUCAGCAGCCAAGGCGGCGCUGUUGGAGCCCAUAGAAGGCACAGGCGAAAGUUUUGAGCUGUGGGAGAGCGGAAGCGCAAAAGACGAAAGCGAACCUGCUGUUACCGAGUGCUCAUGAUUUGAUUUUUGGUUUGCCUCGAUUGGCUCUCUUGGCUUGAAUUUUGCUUCUUCGGCUUCCAACCAUUGACCAUCUUUUAAUUACGGGGCGGGUUCAUGAUUCAUGUGGCGUUGGAACUUGGUCGAAUUUCUUCUCUUGGAUGGACGGGCUAGGACGAAGCGACGGGAAACCCUGGGGGACGGACACUUACCCUGUAGGAACAAUGGAUAUGGGUAUUGAUUUUGUACAAACCUGGUGUCGGAGUAUUGCUGUUGCUAUUUUCGCUGGUUCAAUUAUUGAUAUCCUCAUCAAUAGAGUUUGCUGUUGGUAUCUCGAUCUA
Molecule: messenger RNA, 2096 nt
Organism: Colletotrichum destructivum
Lineage: Eukaryota; Fungi; Ascomycota; Sordariomycetes; Glomerellales; Glomerellaceae
Exons: 2
Coding region: 548-1777 (409 amino acids)
Source: RefSeq, a predicted model, not a curated record